GAAUGCAUAAUGGUUAACCGAAUAAUAAACAAACCAACACGAUGUCAGUUCUUGUUUGGCUUAGUGGCAAAUUCUGAACCUUAGUUAAAUGAAUAACCCUAAUUUCCAAGAGAGGGCUGAAGGAGAAAGAGUGGUACCUAUUGCGAAUUCAGAUUUUAUCGUUGCAAUAUUUGUUGUAGCAUUUGACACAAAGAGAGGUAACGAAGUGGAAUGGCAGAUACCUGAUGACGUGGACAUAGCUGGUGUCGAAUUUAAAGCACUUGUCAGUGGGUCACAUACGAUAAGUGAAGAUUUUGUAUACUUUCGACAUCAGCAGUAUUACGGCUUAAGCUGCUUUGCUUUGAAAUCAGUCGACAAUGAAGAAGAAAGAGGCGCGCGCAUGAAGUCAGUUGGCAUUAUAUGCACUAAGUACACAUCACUACAUGAGCAUCAAGAGUUUUUAGAAAAACAAGUCAGUCAUCAUUUGGAACAACCACGUAGCUAUGAAGAUUUAACAAAGUAUUACGUUAAAUAUCGAAAUUGUCCACACCAAAAUAACACGUUUCUGGUCACACCAAGAAAUCACACUGCGGAAGGUUUCCUGGGCAUCGAAGAGCUGACUGUUAUGAAGAUCAGUCAUCCAAUUGGUUGCUUUUCUCAAUUUUUGAAUUACUUCGGUGUAAAUAUUUUCGUCUUGUGGAAAUUCGUGCUGCUCCAAAAAAGAAUCUUGUAUUUUGCGCCACCACCAGUUGGUGUUCAGUGCUACAGAGUAUACUGUACCGGCCUUCUUGGAAGUAACGGCUUGGGUUUACUACGAUCCCUGUGUCCCAAUCUUUUAUUUUGCGUUGGGGUGUCCAGUUGCAGUUCACUUAGUAGCAUGGAUUCUUUUGUAGCAUGUACCACGGAAAGCAUAUUAGCCACCAAACCGGAAACAUACGAUUUAUAUUUAAACAAACAAACCCUUCAAUGUCCGAACGAAUACCUUCGAACUAUUACGCACAUUAAUUCUGCUGACUCAGCAAGAUUUACGAGACUUCGAAAAUAUAGCAACGAACAGCUUAUAUCUGGUGGAGAGGUUGUGGAGGAUGAAAAAAUGUACACAAGAUUUUUUAUCGAGCAAAAUAACAGGCUGUUUAAAAUUUUAUACGAGAUCUCAAGCCGCGAAGAUCGAACAUUAACCGUUGAUCACGUGCAUGAAAUGGGUCUGGACCCGAGUGGCGAUAGAGUGUUUCUUACAGAAUUAGCGGAUUUAUAUAACAUUAGAGUUAAUUUUCCUGACUUAUCCUGUUGCCAGUAAAAGCAGAUUGUUAAAUUUAUCUUCGUAAAAAUAUACUAACUUCGAUCCCAGCCCCUUUUCCAUUAUUUUGAAUGAAAUGCGUCAAAUUAACAUUGAAAGAGCUGGGAUCGAGGGAACCUCUCUUUCGAGGCUAAAGGUACAGUAAAUAAUAUGAUAUCUUUAUGAAAAAGCAUUUUUUGGAUAUAAUUUGGUGUACAUAUAUUUUUUAAUAUUGACUUUUAUUUAUUAAAAUGACAUUACUUUUAUUAGCUGAACUAAAAUGGUCUAUUUUCUUGAAGGAAAAAUUGAAAACAACCCAUUUAACUACAGUGCAUUUAAUUAGGCGGUCGUGGCUAGUGAAUUUUUUCGUAGACUUUAUAGCGCAUUAUAUUAUACACAGAAAUUUAGAUGUUAGAAUUUUUUCUCUUGGAUAUUUUAUUUAGAU
Hydractinia symbiolongicarpus is the source of this 1700-nucleotide messenger RNA. RefSeq names its product DENN domain-containing protein 11-like. The coding region runs from base 89 to 1276 and encodes 395 amino acids. Gene Ontology annotation, cellular component: cytoplasm. The transcript is spliced from 9 exons. The record is from RefSeq and is a predicted model, not a curated record. Lineage: Eukaryota; Metazoa; Cnidaria; Hydrozoa; Anthoathecata; Hydractiniidae.